GUUCGGGUUGACGCAGCCGGACAGCUACCACUACCUGAGACAGUCCAGCUGUCUCACCGACAAGACAAUCAACGACAGCGGCACUUUUCAGGAUGUUCUGAAUGCCAUGAGAACGAUGCAGUUCACGGAGGAGAACAUCGGGGAGAUCCUGCGCCUCCUGGCUGGGAUCCUCCACGCGGGGAACAUCGAGUUCAUGACGGCCGGAGGAGCUCAGGUCUCCUCCAAAUCAGCGGCCCUCAGCCGGACGUCUGACCUCCUGGGGCUGAACCCGGAUCAGCUGGCCGAGGUCCUGACUCACCGGUCCAUGAUCCUCAGGGGCGAGGAGAUCUCCACGCCGCUCACCGUGGAACAGGCGGUGGACUCCAGAGACUCCAUGGCCAUGGCACUUUAUUCUCAGUGUUUCAACUGGAUCAUCCGCAAGCUCAACAACCGCAUCAGGGGCCGAGAAGACUUCAAAUCCAUCAGCAUCCUGGACAUCUUUGGAUUUGAGAACUUUGAG
Messenger RNA from Plectropomus leopardus (leopard coralgrouper), 499 nucleotides. The record is from RefSeq and is a predicted model, not a curated record. Lineage: Eukaryota; Metazoa; Chordata; Actinopteri; Perciformes; Serranidae.